CGCAAAACACAACACCACAAUGAGGGACACUGGGAAACAAGUGUCUGAGGCAGCAUUCAUGCCUCAGACUGGGGAGGUCUCUGAUCUGUACCAGCAGGUGUGGAUCCUGCAGGGAGAGACCCUGGUGAUCGUUCCACGGAGCAGCAAUGUGACUUCAGUCACUGUCGCGAUCAUCCCGUGCAAGUACCCAGAGUCCCUUGAGCAAGACAGAGGGGUCCCCAUCUACUUGGGCAUCCAGGAUCCAGACAUGUGUCUGUUUUGUGAGGACGUCGAAGGACAGCCCAUACUGCGGCUGAAGGAGCAGAAGAUUUUGGACCUGUACCACCAAGCAGAGCCCGUGAGACCCUUCCUUUUCUACCGCGUCCAGGCUGGUAGUACCUCCACCUUCGAGUCCGUGGCCUUCCCAGGCUGGUUCAUCGCCUCCUCCAAGAGAGGCCAGCCCCUCCUCCUCACUUCCGACCUGGGGAAAGUGUACAACACUAACUUCAAUUUGGAUUUAAAGGCUUGA
This is a messenger RNA of Sciurus carolinensis (gray squirrel), 508 nucleotides long. It is a transcript of the gene Il36g, whose product is annotated as interleukin 36 gamma. Bases 20 to 508 code for a protein of 162 amino acids. NCBI's taxonomy places the organism in Eukaryota, Metazoa, Chordata, Mammalia, Rodentia, Sciuridae. The record is from RefSeq and is a predicted model, not a curated record. Gene Ontology annotation, biological process: cellular response to lipopolysaccharide; positive regulation of gene expression; inflammatory response to antigenic stimulus. The transcript has 4 exons. Gene Ontology annotation, molecular function: cytokine activity; interleukin-1 receptor binding.